Molecule: messenger RNA, 794 nt
Organism: Nilaparvata lugens (brown planthopper)
Lineage: Eukaryota; Metazoa; Arthropoda; Insecta; Hemiptera; Delphacidae
Product: 28S ribosomal protein S15, mitochondrial-like
Exons: 4
Coding region: 228-623 (131 amino acids)
Source: RefSeq, a predicted model, not a curated record
GAUAAAAAAGUGAAACGCAUUUUUAGCUUGAGAUUUCAAAAACAGCGAGUCCAAACCAAAUCCUGAAACAUGACCUUGCCGAUAAGGUCAGAAGUCACAAGCUGGACUAUACUUCCCGUGAGGUGAAAAUUGCUCUCCUGACAGGUGCCAUACGUAAUUUGACAUAUUAUGUGGCUCCACGCAGACGCAAAUCGAUCCCUGCCGAAGUGAGAAUCAAUCUGAAAGAGAUGAUCGACAUGAGAAAGAAACAUCUGCGACUUUUACGUCAGGCCGACUAUAAACUGUUCGAAUGGAUCCUAGAUGAACUGGACUUGGAGUUCAAACCUACACCCAGACCUAUUGAGCGAGUGGAGCGUAAACAGUCCAUGCGAAAACUGACGGACCAAUAUUGUGAAAAAGUUCGGGAUGAUAAGUUGGCUGAAUUGAGGGCACAGUUUGAAGCCAAACAGAUUCCGUUCCUAGAAGAGAAACUCGCAAAGCUGGAAUGGAUAAAGGAGAACGAAUCAAAAUACAAACUGCCUGAAUCAGUCACUGAUGAUGACAUAGAAAAUACUAGAAAAAGACUGGAAGAGCUCAAGAUGAAGAGAGAAGAAAAAGAAACUAAAAUAGAGAGUAGUAAUUGAGGUGCGACAAUUAUCCAUAUUUAUCCAGUAAUAAUUGUACUUUAUAAUGUAACAAUGAAUGUAUGUUCACACUUCACAAAAGUGAGUUAUGAGAACAUUGGUAAUAUGCUUUCGUAUCCAUAUCCUGUUGUGCAUACAAGUUGGUAAUAAUUAUAUUCAUUGAAAAACAAA